Molecule: messenger RNA, 1670 nt
Organism: Daldinia decipiens
Lineage: Eukaryota; Fungi; Ascomycota; Sordariomycetes; Xylariales; Hypoxylaceae
Product: glyoxylate/hydroxypyruvate reductase
Exons: 6
Coding region: 221-1315 (364 amino acids)
Cellular component (GO): cytosol
Molecular function (GO): oxidoreductase activity, acting on the CH-OH group of donors, NAD or NADP as acceptor; formate dehydrogenase (NAD+) activity; NAD binding
Source: RefSeq, a predicted model, not a curated record
CCGCUUCCCGAGCUGUGCUAUGUUUGAAUCGCUACGGACGAAAGAUGCCGUUGUGGUCCCCCUUGACCGUUGUUGGUUGUUGCUCUUUGCUCUUUGUUCGCGAGUACUAGCAAAUCGCUUCAUCAAUAAGCUCUACACGUACAACUUCCUGACUUAUACAACGAACUCACAUCAGCGGCUGUCAAGUCUUUUUAGAUAAAUAUUCAAAAAGACAUUCAAAAUGGUCAAAGUUCUACUGGUCCUAUACGAUGGAGGCAAGCAUGCCGAAGAGGUGCCCGAGCUACUGGGAACGACCGAGAACGAACUUGGUAUCCGGAAAUGGCUCGAAGAUCAAGGUCACACACUCGUUACCACAUCCGACAAGGAGGGCGAGAACUCCACCUUCGACAAGGAGCUCGUAGACGCUGAGAUCAUCAUUACUACUCCCUUCCACCCAGGCUACCUAACCGCCGAGCGAUUAGCUAAGGCCAAGAACCUGAAGCUCGCCAUCACUGCCGGUAUUGGGUCCGACCAUGUGGACCUCAACGCGGCAAACAAGACGAACGGCGGUAUCACGGUGGCCGAAGUGACAGGCUCCAACGUCGUGUCCGUAGCAGAGCACGUGGUGAUGACGAUCCUAGUCCUAGUCCGCAACUUCGUGCCGGCGCACGAGAUGAUCGAGGCCGGCGAGUGGGAAGUCGCCGCCGCCGCCAAGAACGAGUACGACCUGGAGAACAAGGUUGUCGGCACAGUCGCCGUCGGCCGCAUUGGCGAGCGUGUCCUACGCCGUCUCAAGGCCUUCGACUGCAAGGAGCUCCUAUACUACGACUACCAGCCCCUGAAGCCCGAGGUCGAGAAGGAGAUCGGCUGCCGCCGCGUCGACAGCCUCGAGGAGAUGCUUGGCCAGUGCGAUGUCGUCACCAUCAACUGCCCUCUGCACGAGAAGACCCGCGGCCUGUUCAACAAGGACCUCAUCGCCAAGAUGAAGCCUGGCUCGUGGCUGAUCAACACUGCUCGCGGCGCCAUCGUCGUGAAGGAAGACGUAGCCGAGGCGCUCAAGACGGGCCACCUACGAGGCUACGGAGGUGACGUGUGGUUCCCUCAGCCGGCGCCCAAGGACCACGUGCUGCGAUACGCCAAGAACCCGUUCGGCGGCGGCAACGCCAUGGUGCCGCACAUGUCGGGCACGUCUAUCGACGCGCAGAAGCGCUACGCCUCCGGCACCAAGGCCAUCCUCGACAGCUACCUGUCCGGUCGCCACGACUACCGCAUCGAAGACCUCAUCGUCAAGGACGGCGACUACGUCACCAAGGCCUACGGCCAGCGAAGCAAGUAAACUACUUAAACCCAAGCUUAAAAAACGCGGAUGGCGUGGCAUGGCUACCCAGCUGUCCGGAGAUGUCUAAUUAUCUAACCUAUACUUUUUUUGUAUGACACUUUACUACUACUACUACCUAUUACUAAGUCACAGUCAUCAUUAUUGGAAUGAGAUGAUGGGAAGGAUGAUAGCCGGUUGGUUUCCCGGCUUACAGAUAGUUGUAUUGACGGGCAAGGCUAUAUGGACCUAUGAAUCGCUCGACUGGGGCGGAUAUGGCUAGGUUAGAUAAGUCAGUAUUACAUAUAUAGCAUAGCCAAUGUUUUGAACACGACCAACUUCUGAAAGUCUUUUACGUAAGUUAUCUAUGUAAUAA